Molecule: messenger RNA, 1098 nt
Organism: Psilocybe cubensis
Lineage: Eukaryota; Fungi; Basidiomycota; Agaricomycetes; Agaricales; Agrocybaceae
Exons: 10
Coding region: 1-1098 (365 amino acids)
Source: RefSeq, a predicted model, not a curated record
AUGCCGUCAAAUUACGAUACCAAUGUCUCUGCCGGACAGAGAAUCAGCCUGAGCCACGAACCCUCCUCUGUGAACGCCAUCGAUCGAGUUCAGUUUGUCCAGUUCUGUAUCCAAUACGCCAGUAUAACGCUAGUGUUCUAUGAUUAUCUAUUAACUUGGACAAGGGAGGUCAAAUACAUCUGGCGCAAAAAAUUUACACUUUCCACUGCCCUAUACAUUGCGUGUCGCUACUCCAUGAUUUCAAACGUUCUUUUCGUCUUUGCACGAGCUGGAAAGCUGGCACCAGCCAUCAGUUGCGAUGCUGGUUAUCAAAUCUGCUGCUCAUUUAGUGUCCUGGGUAGGGCGGCGGUCCUAAUUGUCCUGGGAGCCAGGACGUAUGCAAUAUUUGACCGCAAAAAGUGGAUUCUGGUCAUUUUUGUGCCACUUGGAACGUCCAUUGUGGUAAUAGACGCUAUGCACAUUAAAUAUGUUGUCUGUGUCGGAAGUCCAAAAAAUGGCUCACCUGAAGAGUUUAUGGCAAUUUCCGUUGUCGUGUAUGAGGUACUCGCCGCGAUCUUUACCGUCUUCCGAGGUUGGCAAGCGUUACGUAUCCGCGUUGAUAUCACAUCUGGGAAGGAUAGGCUAGAAUACCUCGUCGUGCAGCAGGGUAAGUGUACAUACUGUUUUGUUUCGCUGUUCACGAUGUCAACUCUGAUUAUGCUCCACGUCGCGCCUAGUGGAUCCUUCCUCCAGCGUCUUUUCAAUGCCCUCACUCUUCCGGUAUCGGGAAUGAUGACAGCCCGUUUCAUCCUCCAUCUACGCGAAUGGGAACACAGUCGUACAAUGGCAUCGAUGGGUACCGCCAUCGACAGUAUUGAGUUUCAAAUCCCUAGGCUCUCCACAGUAGCACAUGCCUCUGUGUGCUCGGAGCGUACAAGCGAAAGCUCAUCUCUGGACGAAGAAAGGGAGGACGACAUAGCGGAGGUACCCAGGAGUAGUAGAACCAGUCUAUAUAGCGAUGGCGGUUCCAGAGGUGUGAUCGACGAAUUUGGGCGGUGUCUCGUCCGUCAGGCUAAGAUUGAGAGGAAAAACAUUCCAAGUGACAUCGAGGAGGUUUGA